Messenger RNA from Lolium perenne, 1935 nucleotides. RefSeq names its product obtusifoliol 14-alpha demethylase. Gene Ontology annotation, molecular function: oxidoreductase activity, acting on paired donors, with incorporation or reduction of molecular oxygen; monooxygenase activity; iron ion binding. Lineage: Eukaryota; Viridiplantae; Streptophyta; Magnoliopsida; Poales; Poaceae. The record is from RefSeq and is a predicted model, not a curated record.
GAUACGGCUUUAUACAUCUAUAAAAUGCAUCGAUCCAACUUGCAAAGGUAGCUCCAAUAAAACCAUUUCAGUUCGAGUUGUCUCUAAUUGAUCUAAGUUUCACAUCCCGUGAUCGCAUCAACGGCAUUUGUUAUUGAGCAUAAAGAAGUCACAUGGAUUGGCUUACAAUCUACACUGCAGCCUUCUUCGCCAUAACAUUUAUGUUUCUCACAACAAUUAUCUCCAAGAUCAUUGCAAGAAUCAGAACCGUUCUACCUAGUCGCAAAGAAAAUAGAUCACCAUCUCGGCCAACACAAGUGGUGAGUGGAGCUCCUCUACUGGUGGCUCUGCUCACACUUGUGACGCCCAAAAAGGGUUUACAUGCUGCAAUCCAUUACCUACACAUGAAGAUGGGCAGUGUGUUCACGGUGAACCUUCUAGGGCUGAAGAAGGUGACGUUCUUGGUUGGGCCAGAGGUCACUCCUCAUUUCUUCAGAGCGUCACCCUCUGAGAUCGACUUCGGUGUUACGGCUAAGAUCAUUGUGCCCGUCCUUGGUCCUGGAGUUCUCUUUGGCGUGGACUUGGCUACAAGGAAUGAGCAGAUCCGAUUUUGUAUCAAGGCGAUAAAGCCGGCUAGGUUACAAAGAGAUGUGCAUUCCAUGGUUCGUGAACUGGAGUGCUACUUUUCAAAAUGGGAACAACAUGGGAUUGUUGAUCUAAAGCACGAGUUGGGGCAGCUGAUCGUGGUGAUCGCAAAUAGAUUCUUACUUGGCAACGAGAUCAAAGACAAGAACUUGGGAGAAGUGUCCACACUCCUCCAUGAAAUAUUUGAAAACAGCUUCCACAUGAUUAACUUCUUCUUCCCACACCUCCCAAUACAGUCACACCGUCGACGUGAUGAAGCACGUGCAAGGCUUGGAGAAAUACUCGGAGACAUAGUCAGAUCACGGAGAAGAAUUAUCUCAGCCCGAGUCAGGGAUGACCACGAUGAAGACGGUGAUGUGCUGCAAAGCUUCAUCGACUCCAAAUACAGCGAUGGCCGAUCCAUGACUGAGAGUGAGAUUGUUGGGCUGCUCAUCGGAAUCUUGUUCGCAGGACAGCACACGAGCAUGAGCACCAGCACUUGGACGGGAGCUUGCCUUCUGACCCAUGAAAAAUACUUGGCAGCUGCAGUGGAAGAGCAGAGGCAAAUCAUUGCGCAAAAUGGGGAACACAUGGACUACACCAUCUUGUCAAAGAUGGGCACCUUGCAUUGUUGCAUCAGAGAGGCACUGAGGCUCUACUCGCCAACGCCAAUGCUAGUCCGACAGUCACACAAGAGCUUCACCGUGAAAACUAGAGAAGGCAUUGAUUAUGAGAUCCCCAAAGGGCACACAUUGGCGUGCUCCGUAGCGCUUAGCAACAAGCUGCCUUACAUCUACAAGAACCCUGAUGUGUAUGAUCCGUGUCGGUUUGGUCCAGGAAGGGCCGAGGACAAAGCUGGCGGCAAGUUCUCAGACUUGUCGUUUGGUGCCGGGAGGUACUCCUGCUUGGGAAAGGACUAUGCUUUCAUGCAAAUCAAGGUGAUAUGGAGCUUUUUGCUAAGGAACUUUGAGCUGAAGUUGAUAUCCCCUUUCCCCGAGCAAGAGCAUGAGAAAAUAUUGCCAGGCCCUAGAGGAAGAGUAAUGGUUACUUAUACGAGAAGAUCACUAGUGACUUAGCAGGCAACUAAAUUAAUUAUGUAACAAAAGGUGUGGUAAUAUGUACUCAGUUAUAUAAAUAAGUGUAUUUUUAGGUUUUUUCCUAAGUUAAACUUUAUUAAGUUUUACCAAAUUUAUAGAAAAUUGUUGUAAUAUUUAAUAUUGGUGUGGUACUGUAGUUAAUAAUGAGAGCUAAGUUAUAACUUAGCUAAUAUACAUUCUUUCACGACAUCACCUCACGUCGUCCCCUCUAGGUGACUGCGCCUUCUUCAGGUCU